AUGAACCCGGCAACAACGGUGAUGACGACAGUCAACAUGCUUCGCCAAGCUGCUUCUCGCUCCGCUGUGCGAGCUGCCGCCGCCUCUUCUUCCUCUUCCUCAGCGUCCGGGUCAUCUCGCACGCUCAGCACCUCCUCUUACGCCUCCGCCGCCGCCGCGGCCAAGUCAGCACGAACAACCCUUCGUCCACAUCCGGUUGUUCUGGGACCAACACAGCUGAAUCGCUACCAGGAACACUACCGCACCACUCUUGCCUCCGAUUUGCUGUACAUGACCUUCGACCCAGCCGUCAACCUCGACCCAUCGCUCCCGCCCUCCUCCACCGCUUCGCCCGCCACCGCUUCCAACCCUGCGUCCUCUGGGGAUAUGCUGGAUCGCCAGCGCUCGUGGGACGCCGAGGAUCCGUACGCCGUCAACCGCCCGCAACGACCUGCGCGAGGUAACCGUCGCCUCUCCCCGCUCACCAAGCCGCUGUCCUCGAGCAACACGCUGCAGGAGAUUGCGCGACUGGACAAGAUCAUCAUUACGUGUUUCAGUAAGGACGCCAUUGCGAACAAGCAUGCGCUCGUGCCACUCAUUGCGCAGAUGCGCGCCAUCACGGGGCUCAGUGUUGAGGGCUCGCUCUCGGAUCCCUCGCUCGGAGCUAUUGGCGCAGGAGCACACCCGACGCGCGGACACAUCGAGAUCAUCCGAGCCAAGUCUGGUGUCGCCAGUUUCAAGCUGCGUCCCGGAAUGCCUGUGGGCGUGAAAGCAGUGCUCCCCGGCCCUGUGGCACACGAGUUCCUUGAAGUGCUCACCACCUUUGUCCUGCCGCGAUUGAGGAGUUUCGCUGGGUUCCCGCUCCCGCCCGCGAGCCAACCGCCCGCGAGCCCCGCGGCCAUGUCCGGCGUCGUGAGCCUGGGCAUGCACCCGGAAGCCAUCCCGCUCUUCCCGCAGAUCGAGAUCAACUUGGACCAGUACCCCAACAAGCCGCUCGGCUUCCAGAUCGACUGCAUCACCAACCAGCGAGGCAAGAAGGCUACCGAGAAGGCCAGGGCGCUGCUGUCCGGCUUGGGCAUUCCGUUUGUUCGCAGAGGUGAUAUGUAA
Molecule: messenger RNA, 1086 nt
Organism: Sporisorium graminicola
Lineage: Eukaryota; Fungi; Basidiomycota; Ustilaginomycetes; Ustilaginales; Ustilaginaceae
Exons: 1
Coding region: 1-1086 (361 amino acids)
Biological process (GO): translation
Cellular component (GO): cytosolic large ribosomal subunit; ribosome
Molecular function (GO): RNA binding; structural constituent of ribosome
Source: RefSeq, a predicted model, not a curated record